UCCAGCUCGACGGUGUGUUAAUGUUAAUGAGCUCUCCUUCUCCUCCGAGGAGUUUCUUCUGUGUCUGACAACUGCGGCGUUUUCCAAACUUCAGGGAACAAGAACUUUAAAAACUGGAAACUUCUCCACCUUAUUUGCUUCACACACGGAGGGAAACUCCUGAAAGGAUGCACUUACUGAAACUUCUCUGCUCUAAUGUCAUUGUGUUGAUUCAGCACUGCAUUGGAAAAGCUCUUGCCCUUAAUGUGGAAAUCAAAAGUUUAUGGGGAAAUGAGGAAGUUUAUUAUGAGUAUCAUCCAGCCAGGCUACGUUGGCAUGCAGUCAAUGAGUUGUGUAUUCAGCGGUCAGGAUCCCUGGCAGUCGUACGCAGUGCUGCAGAGAAACAAAACCUGACCGAUUUUCUACAGUCCUUGAACAUUUCAGAGCCGGUGUGGAUUGCAAGAAGAGCUCCUGAAAUAAAUGGUACCUUAAUCCUGAAAUUCCUGGACAGACGCAAACUUCAAUCCGCUCGUUUGUUGCACAAGUUCUCAAACAUGGCUGCUGUGACUGUUUGCGCUCGCCUUCAUUUUAGUCCUACUUGCCAUGGGCCUUCCACUGUGCUUUCUUAUUCCAUACGCUCCUUCAUUAACGAGUUCCAGCUCCGAGCCAGAGUCAUGCCAAACCAACCCGUUCAGCUUGCUCUGUUGGUGCACGGUAAACAUGGCCCCUACCUAUCAGCCUUCGCCAACGAUGCCUCCUGGCAUUCUGUGUGUGUGAGCUGGACUGGAAAUGGUGGCAAGUGGGCAAUCUCAGUGGAUGGGCAGGAAGUUAGACGUGGUAUUUCCCUCUACUCAUCAGGCUACAUUGGGGGCGGCGGCAUUUUCAUCAUAGGCCAAGAACAAUACGCGUUUGGCAGCUCCUCCAAAAGUGACGAGGCCUUCUGUGGCAGCAUUACCCAGCUGCACAUGUGGGAUCAGGUGCUGGAUGCCAGUGAAAUCCGAACCAUGGAAAAAGAGUGUUCAGUCAUUCCUUCUGGCCUGCUUUUUAGAUGGGGCAGAUCUCGGUUGGAAAUGACACCUUCUCUGCAGACUCAAUGGGGAUACAUCCAGUGUCAAGAACAUUCCCAGAUGCCAAAAAAUGAGAACUGCAUAACAUUUCACCCUGGCAGUGGAGACUGGUCAUGGGUCAACUGUGAUACACAAAGGGGAGGUGUAUGUCAAUUUCAUAAAGAGCUCUUGGGUGACAUUGGCACAUCCAAAUUUCCCAAUACCCCAUUUUUUACACAAAUCAGCAGAGAUCUUCAUGCCAACCCUGAGUUGGAAGACCAUAAUUCAUCUUCAUCCACAGAGCACGAAUUGAAUUGGCUGAGUUCUCUUGCUCAAUCUGUUCUGAAGGCAAUUGAGACUGAUCCAGACAUCAUCACACCAUCUGACAUGCUGCACCUCACUCAAACCAUUGAGCAGGCUGCAGCUUCUCAAGUUAAUAAAACAUCUGUCCCUUCUGGAGUCCUUAGGUCCAUGGCUUCCAGCUACCUGAUCCUUGCCAGUGGACUCAUUGAUCCUGUCUUGGCCAGGCAAUGGUUGGAUAUGAAGCCAUUGGGUAUCAACCUUAGACCAUUUAUGGUUAUCGAGAGUAUUGAAAAAAUACUUUGGGCUCUGGCUGAUAAAAUCUUCGCAGACAUGAAAAGCUUUGCACUUUUAACCAAAAACAUAGAUGUUCUUAUGGAGCCACGAGAAUUAUCUCGUGCUAACUGCAGUAAUGUGUAUAAACCCUCAACACAUGUUAAUCACUCCAGGAGCCAAGAGGAAAUCCUCAUUUCAGAGACAGAGGUCCAGAGACUUUACUCCCUAGGUCACAAGAAUGUGAUGUUCAUUCAUACUUACUACGGCCACAUGAUGGAGGUGCUGUCCAGAACUGAAUCAGAAGCAUUUACAAACAAGUACACAGAGAGUGGAGAAUCUGUGACAGGUCACAUGGCGACAGCAGUCAUAUCAGCCACAGUGCGAGAUGUGUCGAGGGAAGAGAAUAUUCCAGUGUCUGUGCAGUAUACUUUGUCUACUGUAAAAGUGGUGGAGUCUUCCAAGCUGGUCACACCUUUGUGUAUUUUCUGGAAUGUCAGUUCAGUAGCUCCCAGUGUGAGCGAUUGGUCAGACAAAGGCUGUAGAGUGUUGUACUCCGGACCAAAUCUCACGUCCUGCUUUUGCAACCACACCACCAACUUUGCUAUCCUCAUGAAUUACAUGGAGCCUAGGUGGAGUGAAGAGGAGGCGAUGGUUCUGAGCAAGCUGACAUUUAUAGGAUCAGGAGCAUCACUCUGUGCUCUCGUGGUGACCUUGAUGCUGCUUACCGUGCUAGAUAUUCCAAAAUCAGAGAGGACAUCCAUCCACAAGAAUCUGUUCAUCUCUCUGGCCUUUGCCCAAAUAGUCCUUCUCUGCAGUGGCUCUGCCGUUCAUAAUAAGGUGGCCUGCACAAUGGUAGCAGCUCUGCUCCAUCUGUUCUUCAUGGCAGCGUUUAGCUGGAUGUUGGUGGAGGGGUUGCUGCUCUGGAGCAAGGUGGUGACUGUUAACAUGAGCGAGGAUCGCCACAUGAAAUACUACUACCUGAUUGGCUGGGGUCUUCCUGUCCUGAUAGUCUCCAUUACUCUGGCCUCGGCCUCAGGGGACUACUCAGCAGACAAGUACUGCUGGCUCAGUGUACACAAUGGAGUCAUAUGGAGUUUUGUUGGCCCAGUCAUCUUUAUCAUUAUGGUAAACAUGAUGGUGCUGACACGUGUGGUUUUCAUCACCAUCUCCACAGCCAAGAGAAGAUCUCUGAUGAUGGCAGACAGCAGUAGUCCCAUCGAACAGGUGUCCGAACAGAUAAGGGCGGGGGUAAAAGCAGUGCUGGUUUUGAUGCCAAUUUUAGGCCUGACCUGGCUGUGUGGAGUUCUCGUGCCUUUCUCCAUCAUCAUAGCCUACAUCUUCAUCCUCCUCAACUCACUGCAGGGUCUCUUUAUCUUCCUGAUAUAUGGCGUGUACAACACGGAGAUACGCAGCACAGUCAACAGGAUCAAGGAACGGAGAAAAGCCAGAAAUUUUUCUAUCUGUGGCAGCUCCAGACUGUCCAGCUCCAUAACUAACUCUCAGCCUGGCAGCUCCCCGGUGCCGGGCACUUUGGGUCGGCAUGACUUUGGUGCCAAUCAGCCAGGAAGCCUCUCCACGUCCAGUGAUUGCGGCAGCCUGAGCUUCAGCACUGGGAGGCAUUUCUCCAUCCCUUGUGUCCAUGACAGCCUGAAAGAAGAUCUCAGCUGUCUCGCUAGUGGCAUUCACAUGACUAGACAGGAUAACAGAGGCCAGUCCACAGAAGGAAAAGCCGAUUCAUGCAGUCUCCAUGUUCCCAUGGGCACAGAGUUGCACUCGUGCUGUGCAUUAAACUCAUCUUCACAGCAGCACAGCAGUUGGUUUUAACUGAAACUUACAUUAUUUAUUCUUCACAUAUAUCUCGAUUAAAGUGUGCAACUUGUUUAUUUAGUUUGUUUUGUUUGAUCAUAUCUAUGAACACUGUCAUUUUAACAGGGGUGUGUAGACUUUUUAUGUCCAUUGUAUUUGUCUUACAAUUGAUAAUAGUUUUUUUUUUUAAUGUAUCUGUGGUUUCCCCUCCAAGUACACCUGCCUUUAAUAAUGCUCUAUAGUUCAUAAUUCAUCAAAUACAAAAAUGACUUUCCUUAUUUGAUUGUUAUUCUCUAUCUUU
Messenger RNA from Ictalurus punctatus (channel catfish), 3708 nucleotides. RefSeq names its product adhesion G-protein coupled receptor D2. Lineage: Eukaryota; Metazoa; Chordata; Actinopteri; Siluriformes; Ictaluridae. Gene Ontology annotation, biological process: cell surface receptor signaling pathway; adenylate cyclase-activating G protein-coupled receptor signaling pathway. Gene Ontology annotation, molecular function: G protein-coupled receptor activity. Bases 168 to 3425 code for a protein of 1085 amino acids. The transcript is spliced from 25 exons. Gene Ontology annotation, cellular component: membrane. The record is from RefSeq and is a predicted model, not a curated record.